AUGAAGAACAUUUACUGGCUUAUUCUGAAUCCUUUUAAUUUUGCAACUCUUGGCUACCUCUGGAUUUCUGUGGUACAGUGUACAGUUUUAAACAACUGCCUAAAGUCAUGUGUAACUAGUCUGGGCCAGCAGCUUGAUGUUGGCGCACCAUAUAAUCUUAGUGAAGUGUGCAUGCAAGGGUGCCACUUUUGGAAAUCUGUAGGUCGAGAAAACUGUGCUCUGAAGUGUAAUGAGACCUAUGCCACUGUUGGUGAGCGAGAAUCCUGUGAGGUCGGCUGCAGUGGUGCAGAAGGUGCAUAUGAGGAGGAAGUGCUGGAAAAUGCAGGUCUCCCCUUAGCACCUUUUGCUUCUUCCAUCGGAACUCAUCAUGUGACAUUACGAUGGAAAUCUGCCAAUAUUUCUGGAGUAAAAUACAUCAUCCAGUGGAAAUAUACACAACUUCUGGGAAGUUGGAAGUAUACUGAGGCAGUGUCCAAUCUCUCCUAUGUAGUAAAGGACCUACAUCCCUUCACUGAAUAUGUUUUUCGUGUGGUUUGGAUUUUCACAGCCCAGCUGCAACUCUAUUCUCAACCAAGUCCCAGUUACAGGACACAUCCUUAUGGAGUACCUGAAACGGCUCCUUUCAUUAGUAACAUUGAAAGCUCAAGUCCUGAUACUGUGGAAAUCAGUUGGGUUCCACCCCAAUUCCCAGGUGGACUUAUUUUGGGUUACAAUUUAAGACUGAUGAGUGAAACUCAAAAAUUUCAUUCAGGAACACAGAGAACCAGUUUCCAGUUUUACUCUACUCUACCAAAUACCACAUACAGGUUUUCCAUUGCAGCAGUAAAUGAAGUUGGUGAGGGGCCAGAAGCAGAAUCUAGUAUUACUACUUCAUCCUCCGCAGUUCAAGAAGAGGAACAGUGGCUAUUUUUAUCCAGAAGAACCUCUCUAAGAAAGCGAUCAUUAAAACACUGGGUAGAUGAAGCACUUUGCCUCCAGUCAGAUGCCAUUCACCAUAAUAUUACAGGAAUAUCCAUUAAUGUUCACCAGCAAGUUGUUUAUUUCUCGGAAGGAACUCUCAUAUGGGUAAAGCAGGCUGCCAACAUGUCUGAUGUAUCUGAUCUGAGAAUCUUUUACAGAGGUUCAGGAUUAAUUUCUUCCAUCUCUACAGACUGGCUUAAUCAAAGAAUAUAUUUCAUCAUGGAUGAGCUGGUAUGGGUCUGUGACUUAGAGAACUGCUCAAACAUUGAAGAAAUUACUCCUCACUCAUUUACCGCACCUCAAAAAAUUGUGGCUGACUCAUAUAAUGGGUAUGUCUUUUAUCUUCUGAGAGAUGGCAUUUAUAGAGUCAAUAUCUCCAUGCCACCUGGUCGAGAUUCUGAAGCUGUGCGAAUUGUUGAGAGUCACACAUUAAAGGACUUUGCAGUAAAGUCACAGUCUAAGCGAAUCAUUUACUUCAAUGACACUGCCCGGGUCUUCAUGUCAACAUUUCUAGACGGCUCUGCUACUCAUCUUGUCCUACCUCAUGCCUCCUUUGCUGCGGAUGUGAAGAGCUUUGCUUGUGAAAGCAACAACUUCCUUGUCACAGAUGGCAAGGCGGUUUUCCAACAGGACUCCAUGUCUUUCAAUGAGUUUAUCGUGGGAUGUGACCUGAAUCAUAUAGAGGAAUUUGGGUUUGGUAACUUGGUCAUCUUUGGCUCGUACAGCCAGCCGUACCCCCUGCCUGGCAGCCCACAGAAGCUCUCAGUGCUCUUUGGCUCCAACAAGGCCUUCCUUCAGUGGAAGCCACCUGCACUGCCCAUCGGAGUCAGCACUUCUUCAUGGCAGAACUGGACUUAUGAGGUGAAAGUUUUAAACCAACACCUUCCUGAAAUCACUCAUGUUUUCUCUAACAUAAGUGAGACCAUGCUCAACAUAUCUCAGCUACAGAGUGCUACAAAGUACAAAGUUUCUGUGAGAGCAAGUUCUCCCAAGGGGCCAGGCCCUUGGUCAGAACCCUUGGUGGGUACUACCCUGGUGCCAGCUACAGAGCCACCAUUUGUCAUAGCUGUGAAAGAAGAUGGGUUAUGGAGCAAACCAUUGAAUAACUUUGGUCCAGGAGAAUUCUUAUCCUCUGAAAUAGGAAAUGUGUCAGACAUGGAUUGGUAUAACAACAGCCUCUACUAUAGUGACACAAAAGGUGAUGUUUACAUGUGGCUGCUGAAUGGAAAAGAUACCUCAGAGAGCUAUCACAUACCCAACAUUGCAGGAGCAGUGGCAGUGGCUUUUGAAUGGCUGGGUCAUUAUCUCUACUGGGCUGGGAAGAAGUAUGUGAUUCAAAGACAAUCUUUGUUAACAGGACAUACAGAUAUUGUGAUUCAUGUGAAAUUGUUAGUUAAUGACAUGGUGGUGGAUUCAGUUGGUGGAUAUCUCUAUUGGACCACACUAUACUCAGUUGAAAGCACCAGGCUAAAUGGGGAAAGUCAUUUCAUGCUACAAGCACAGUCUUGGUUUUCUGGGAAAAAGGUCAUUGCUCUAACUUUAGAUCUCAGUGAUGAGCUACUAUAUUGGCUAGUUCAAGAUAGUGAGUGUAUUCACCUGUAUACAGCUAUUCUUCGAGGGCAGAGCAGCACAGGCAAUACCACCAUCACAGAAUUUGCAGCUUGGAGUACUUCUGAAAUUUCCCAGAAUGCGCUUAUGUACUAUAGUGGUCGGCUCUUCUGGAUCAAUGGCUUCAGGAUUAUCACUGCCCAGGAAAUAGAUCAGAGAACAAGUGUGUCUGUUUUGGAACCAGAUAAAAUUAAACUGUUUACAAUUAUUCAGACAUCCCUUAAGCCUCUGCCAGGAAACUUUUCCUUUACCCCCAAGGUUAUUCCAGAUUCUGUUAAAGAGUCUUCGUUUAGGAUUGAAGGAACUGCUUCAAAAUUUCAAAUCCAGUGGGAUGCUCCUCCAGCUGUAGACUGGGGUACAACUUUCUACAGUGUGGAACUUAGGUCUCAUUCUAAGUUUCUGGCUAAUGAACGACAGUCUUUGCCUGUAUUUGUUGUGGAAGGACUGGAGCCCUAUGCCUUAUUUAAUCUUUCCGUCAUUCCUUAUACCUACUGGGGAAAGGGCCCCAAAACAUCUCUAUUACUUCGAGCACCAGAAACAGUUCCAUCAGCACCAGAGAAUCCUAGAAUUUUUAUAUUACCAAAUGAAAAACAUAGCACCAAGAAUGAAGUUGUGGUCGAAUUUAGGUGGAAUAAACCUAAGCAUGAAAAUGGUGUGUUAACAAAAUUUGAAAUUUUGUAUCAAAUAUCCAACCAAAAUGACACAAAUAUAACCUUGGAAGACUGGAUUGCUGUCAAUGUCACUCCCUCAGUGAUGGCUUUUCAACUUAAGGGGAUGAGUCCUGGGUACACUGUUGCCUUCCAGGUUAGAGUCUUCACAUUCAAAGGACCAGGACCAUUUUCAGAUAUAGUAAAGUCCAAGACAUCAGAAAUACACCCAUUUCCAUAUCUCAUAACUCUUAUGGGUAACAGGAUCCUUUUAUUAGAUAUGGAUCAAAAUCAAGUAUUGUGGACAUUUGUGGCAGAAAGAGAAAUCAAUGCCAUGAGCUACACAGCUGAUAAUGCAAUGGGCUACUAUGCUCAAGGAGACUCACUCUUCCUUCUGAACAUGCACAAUCAGUCCAGUUCUGAGAUUUUCCGAAAUGCCCUAGUUUUUGAUAUCACUAUUAUUACAAUUGAUUGGAUUUCAAGACAUCUCUUCUUUGUACUGAAAGAAUCAAAAAAUGGAAUGCAAAUAUUUGAUGUUGAUCUUGAACACAAGGUGAAAUAUCCUAGGAAGCUGAACUUUUGCAACAGAAAUUCAUCAAUAAUCUCUUUUUCUGUAUAUCCCUUUUUAAGUCGCCUUUAUUGGACAGAAGUUUCCAAUUUGGGCUCUCAGAUGUUCUACUGCUGUAUGAUCAACCGGACCUUGCACCGCAUUCUGCAACCCACGGCCACUGAUCAGUCAAGUAAAAGAAGCCAAUGUUCUUGCAGUGUAACUGAACAUGAAUUAAGUGGAAUAAUGACUGUUGAUACCUCUGACUUAAAGAAACCACAGAUAUACUUUAUCAAAGGGCAAGAGAUCUGGGCCACAGAUCUGGAAGGAUGUCAGUGUCAGCACAUUAUCCUAAUGCCUGAUUUGCUUGCGGGAAAAAAACUUGCUAGCUUAACCGUGGAUGGAGAAUUUCUAUAUUGGAUUGUCACAGCAAAGAACAGCACACUGAUUUAUCAAGCCAGAAAAAGUAAUGCAACUGUCCUCUCCCAGGUGCCAGCCCAACAGAGUAAACACAUCGUGGCUUACAGUUCAGUUGUGCAGCCUUUCCCAGAUAAGGCAUUCCUGUCUUUAGCUUCAGAUAUCGCAGAACCAACUAUUCUUAACAAUACUAACACCAGUCUCAUGAUCGGAUUACCUCCUGCCAGAACAAAACUCUUGUGGCAUGGUAUCACCAACCCCACUCCAACUUACUUGGUUUAUUACCAGGAAGUUAAUGGAGGGAAAAACGGCUCUAAAUUGCAAUAUAAAAUGCUGGAAUUUCAGGAGAGUACAGCCCUUAUUGAAGGUUUACAACCAUUUUCAACAUAUAUGAUACAGAUAGCUGUAAAGAACUAUUACUCAGAUCCUUUGGAACAAUUACCACUGGGAAAGGAGAUUUGGGGAAAAACUAAGAGUGGAGUCCCAGAGGCAGUUGAACUCAUUAACGCCACAGUACAAUCUGACACCAGUUUAUUUAUAUCCUGGAGGGAAUCUCUCAAGCCACAUGGCCCUAAAGAGUUAAUCCGUUAUCAGCUGGCAAUCUCCCACCUGGCUCUUAUUCCUGAGACCCCUCUAAGGCAAAGUGAAUAUCCAAAUAGAAGGCUUGCUCUCCUUCUUCCUGGGCUGACUGGUGGAAAAUCAUAUGUGCUAAAGGUUCUUGCCUGCCACUCAGAGGAAAUGUGGUGUUCUGAGAGUCUUGCUGUCACUGCAGAAACAUUUGAGUCACCGGAGAGACCUUCCGCCUUGGUUCCAGAAAACACAAGUUUGCAUUUAAAUUGGAAAGCUCCAUCUAAUGUUAACCUCAUCAAAUUUUGGUUUGAACUCCAGAAGUGGAGGCACAGUGAGUUUUACCAGGCUGAAGGCUCUUGCAGUCAGGGACCUGCUUAUGCCUGUGACAUCGCAGACCUGCAGCCUCACACAGCCUACAGCAUCCGUGUGGCGGUGGUUUACAGGACGGGAGCGAACAGCACCUCAAUCCCAGAAAGUUUUAAGACAAAAGCUGGAGUCCCAAGUAAACCAGGCAUUCCAAAAUUAUUAGAAGGGAGCAAAAAUUCAAUACAGUGGGACAAAGCUGAAGAUAAUGGGAGCAGACUUCUGUACUAUAUCCUUGAAGUCAGAAAGAUUAUUUCAAAUAACUCACACAAUGGCAACUUAAUGUGGAAGAUGGCAUUUAAUGGAAGCUGCAGUAGUAUUUGCACUUGGAAUUCUAGAGGCCUAAAGGGAGCAUUUCAAUUCAGAGUAGUUGCUGCAAGUCAUCUGGGAUUUGGUGAAUACAGUGGAAUCAGUGAGGAUAUUCUAUUAGUUGGAGAUGGUUUUUGGAUACCAGAAACAAGCUUUGUACUUACUAUUAUAAUUGGAAUAUUUCUAGUUACUACAGUCCUAUUGAUAUUUGUCUGGUACAGAAGGUUAAAGAAGAAAAAACCUCCCAAGGAAGGGCUGUCAGUUCUCAUAAAUGAAGACAAAGAGUUGAAUGAGCUUCGAGGUCUGGCAGCUGGAGCAGGACUGGCUAAUGCCUGCUAUGCAGUACAUACUCUGCCAACCCAAGAAGAGAUUGAAAGUCUUCCUGUCUUUCCUCGGGAUAAACUGACUCUUCGCCUCUUGCUGGGAAGUGGGGCCUUCGGAGAAGUGUAUGAAGGGACGGCAGUAGACAUUUUAGGAAUUGGAAGUGGAGAAACAAAAGUAGCAGUGAAGACUUUGAAGAAAGGCUCCACAGACCAGGAGAAGAUUGAAUUCCUAAAAGAGGCACAUCUGAUGAGCAAAUUUAAUCAUCCCAACAUUCUGAAGCAGCUAGGGGUUUGUCUGCUGAACGAACCCCAGUACAUUAUCCUGGAACUGAUGGAAGGAGGAGACCUUCUGACCUAUUUGCGCAAAGCCCGGAUGACCACGUCUCAUGGUCCUUUGCUUACCUUGGUUGACCUCAUAGACCUGUGUAUAGAUAUUUCAAGAGGCUGUGUCUACUUGGAGCAAAUGCAUUUCAUUCACAGGGAUCUGGCAGCUCGGAAUUGCCUUGUAUCUGUAAAGGAUUAUACAAGUCGAUUAAGGAUCGUGAAGAUUGGGGACUUUGGAUUGGCAAGGGACAUCUAUAAAAAUGAUUAUUAUAGAAAGAGAGGGGAAGGCCUGCUCCCUGUUCGGUGGAUGGCUCCAGAAAGUUUGAUGGAUGGAAUCUUCACUACUCAGUCGGAUGUAUGGUCUUUUGGAAUUCUGAUUUGGGAGAUUUUAACUCUUGGUAAUCAACCUUAUCCAGCUCUUUCCAACCUUGAUGUUCUAAACUAUGUGCAAACAGGAGGGAGACUAGAACCUCCAAAAAAUUGUCCUGACGAUCUGUGGAAUUUAAUGAACCAAUGCUGGGCUCAAGAAGCUGACGAAAGGCCUGCUUUCCAGAAAAUUCAGGACCAGCUUCAGUUAUUCAGAACCAUGUCCUUAAAUAGUAUUUCUCAGUGCAUACCAGAAGCAAAUGCUAAUGGAGUCAUAAAUGAAGGCUUUGAAGAUGAAGAUGGCUGUAUGACUUGUUUGAAGUCAGAUGAUGUUAUAUCAGUUGCUUUAAUGGAAAUCAAGAACCAAGAUGGAUUAAACUAUAUGGUGCUUGCUACAGAAUGCAGCCAAGUUGAAGAAAAUUCUGAGGGUAUGCUCAGCUCCACAGAACCUGAAUCUUGUGGUCUGGGGAAAGAAGAGAUGGAACCACAGGCAGACAAAGAUAUCCGCCAAGAUAAACAAGUGGCUUACUGCCCUCCUGGCAAGCCUGAAGACCUUAACUAUGCCUGUCUCACCCACAGUGGAUAUGGAGAUGGGUCUGAUUAA
This is a messenger RNA of Sorex araneus (European shrew), 7038 nucleotides long. It is a transcript of the gene ROS1, whose product is annotated as ROS proto-oncogene 1, receptor tyrosine kinase. The transcript is spliced from 45 exons. Gene Ontology annotation, cellular component: signaling receptor complex; membrane. Gene Ontology annotation, biological process: positive regulation of kinase activity; regulation of TOR signaling; protein phosphorylation. Gene Ontology annotation, molecular function: protein binding; transmembrane receptor protein tyrosine kinase activity; ATP binding. Lineage: Eukaryota; Metazoa; Chordata; Mammalia; Eulipotyphla; Soricidae. The record is from RefSeq and is a predicted model, not a curated record. Bases 1 to 7038 code for a protein of 2345 amino acids.